This is a messenger RNA of Fusarium verticillioides 7600, 1445 nucleotides long. RefSeq lists its product as hypothetical. The transcript is spliced from 3 exons. Bases 238 to 660 code for a protein of 140 amino acids. Gene Ontology annotation, biological process: proteasome assembly. The record is from RefSeq and is a predicted model, not a curated record. NCBI's taxonomy places the organism in Eukaryota, Fungi, Ascomycota, Sordariomycetes, Hypocreales, Nectriaceae.
AUUAAGCAUCAUAUCAAAGUGAAAUAGCAUCUUAUCGGCUUGUCAUUUGCCGUCUGAUUGUUGUGUUAUUGUCAUUACGUCAGACACUCAGACGAAACACUGAUUUCUACUUCACCUCACAACACACACACCAAACCAAGCACUCAGAGCUACCAAAGACUCUUACUCGCCGUCGUGGGGUCGAGAGAUUUCUGCUACACCAAGAGACAAAAGUGAUACUUCCCCAUAAGACACAUCAUGGCUACAGACGUAAUCGAGCUCUCUGUACCCCUCCCCCGCUCUCUAGACACCCGCAUCUACCUCCGCCUUUCCACCAAAGCAAAGUCCAUUGUGCUAUUCCUCACAACAGCAACACAAGACGAGCUCGCCACUCCUAUCUCUAUGGGCUCUUUUGUCUACGCUCUGCCCAACCGGCUUGACCAGGCACAGCCAUUAUCUACCACGCUCUAUUCUUCAGAGGCGUCAUUGGAGUUUACAACACGCUUGGCGAAGCUUUUGGCUCGGAAAUCACAGCUCCCGGUGUACGUCACUAACUCGAUUAGUUUUGCUAAUGCGGGUAUGGGAGGCACGGUGGAAGAGGAGAUGGAGGCCUUCAAGACCAUUGUUCAGGUUGUGUCAGAGAGGCUACAGCUAUCGGGCCCCAAGCCAACGGCGGCCUGAUAGGACAUGGAUAACUUACCUGCAACUAGGUCAAGGAAUACGAAGUUCUAAGACUUAACAAAUGACUAUCUUGGAAGAAGAGCCACGGACUUGCAUCACCCACCACCUUAGCCUCUCCGUCAAUACCUGAUACCCAUCCUAGGAACUCUCACCGACAGAACCAGGACCACUCAGAAUUAUGGUGCACAGCUUCAUUCAGGUCACCGAGUAACAUAGCUGUCAAGAGAGUCCUGGGAGAAUUGCGGCAUGGACCACAAACAAUCCCGGAUGAAUCCGCAGUGGCACACAGAGGCAGACAGCUUGAGGCAAAUGUUUGUCACCAGGCGGGAUUGCGCGUGUAACGCCAUUAGACCCAAUCCUUCUGUUCUUGUGCUGAGGAGGGCAUGUUAUCGUUGUGCCUUUUUUUUUUAAAUAGAUAUUACACCAAAGAGAAACAAUAAAGGGUCUGUGAGUACACGAGUUAUCUAUCUCGCCUCCACGACCACGGCUUCCAAUGCUUCAGGACUUUGUAUUCCCAAAUUACUUGGCCAAGGCGACCAGACCUCGCCAUGUUCCUCGGGCAUAAGCCAGCGGCAGACCGCUUUAUUGCGAUAGCGACUGGCCAGGAAAUAGAGUCGCACAAGUAAUACACGAAGUUCAGGCUGGUGCAACACCAAGCUGCGCGGCACUUACGACGAGACUGAUCCCGCAGUGACGCUUUGGUGAAACUGGACUAUCAGAUGAAGGGUGAUACUCUAGGUAGCUUAUCGUUUCAUACGGGAGACUACCUAGGCAAGAAACCAGCU